GAGGGGGAGAGAGAGAGAGAGAGGAGAGCAUCUCCGGUGAGACCCUUAAAGGCUAAAACUAAAAGUCUAAAACCAAUAAAAAUAAGAAUAAAAUAAAAUAAAAUAGAAUUUCCCGAUGACAUUCAAAAACUCAAAAACAAGAAAAUAGGGGAAACAAAAAGGAAAAAACCAAUUUCCCAAAUUCAACUACAAUUUAGAUGAUUAGAUCUCAUCGGUUGAAGGAUUUUAUCUAGGGCAAAUAUGGAAGUGGUGUUUUAAGGAAACAUGAUCCGAAAGCGGAGAAUUUUUUGAAUCUGUGGGGAUUGAGGGAAACUUUUUGUUUGUAGGGUUUUGAUAAUGGACGCGCUCUCUGUAAUCCCCGCCGCCGUUCUUCGAAAUCUAUCUGACAAGCUAUACGAGAAGCGGAAGAAUGCGGCUCUCGAGGUGGAAGGAAUCGUGAAGACGCUUGCGGCCGCCGGAGAUCAUGAUAAGAUUACGGCGGUGAUUAACUUGCUGACCACGGAAUACACCUUCUCCCCGCAGGCCAAUCACCGCAAGGGAGGAUUGAUAGGCUUGGCUGCUGCAACGGUCGGUUUGACUUCGGAAGCCUCACAGCACCUUGAGCAAAUUGUACCACCUGUGCUUAAUUCUUUUGCUGAUCAAGACAGCAGAGUUCGUUAUUAUGCUUGUGAAGCUCUCUAUAACAUUGCAAAGGUUGUAAGAGGAGAUUUUAUUGUAUUUUUUAAUCAAAUUUUUGAUGCCUUAUGUAAGCUUUCAGCAGACUCAGAUGCCAAUGUGCAAAGUGCUGCUCAUCUUUUAGAUCGGCUUGUUAAGGACAUUGUUACUGAAAGUGAUCAAUUCAGCAUUGAAGAAUUUAUACCAUUAUUGAGAGAGCGUAUGAAUGUCCUAAAUCCAUAUGUCCGCCAAUUUUUGGUUGGAUGGAUCACUGUGUUGGACAGUGUUCCAGAUAUUGAUAUGCUGGGUUUUCUUCCUGAUUUUCUUGAUGGUUUGUUUAAUAUGUUAAGUGAUUCUAGCCAUGAAAUACGGCAACAAGCUGAUUCAGCACUUUCAGAGUUUCUCCAAGAGAUCAAGAAUUCCCCAUCUGUAGAUUAUGGUCGCAUGGCUGAAAUUCUGGUACAGAGGGCUGCUUCUCCAGAUGAAUUUACUCGGCUGACAGCAAUUACAUGGAUCUAUGAGUUUGUAAAACUCGGAGGUGACCAGCUUGUUCCUUAUUAUGCUGAUAUUUUAGGCGCAAUUUUGCCUUGCAUAUCUGAUAAAGAAGAGAAAAUAAGAGUGGUUGCUCGUGAAACCAAUGAAGAGCUACGUGCAAUCCAGGUUGUUCCAGCUGAAGGUUUUGAUGUAGGAGCGAUCCUCUCUAUUGCAAGGAGGCAAUUAUCUAGUGAAUGGGAGUCUACCCGGGUUGAAGCAUUGCACUGGAUUUCAACACUUCUAAACAGACAUCGUGCUGAGGUUUUAAACUUUCUGAAUGACAUAUUUGACACCCUUUUGAAAGCUCUUUCAGAUCCUUCUGAUGAGGUAGUGCUUCUGGUACUUGACGUGCAUGCAUGCAUAGCAAAAGAUCCACAACACUUUCGCCAUCUUGUAGUUUUCCUCGUGCAUAAUUUCCGGGUUGAUAAUUCCCUUUUGGAGAAGAGAGGUGCUUUGAUAAUCCGCCGACUUUGUGUACUUUUGGAUGCUGAAAGAGUCUAUCGUGAACUCUCAAUGAUACUAGAGGGAGAAGCUGAUCUGGAUUUUGCAUCAAUCAUGGUUCAGGCUUUGAACUUGAUUUUACUUACAUCCUCUGAGUUGGCUGGGCUACGAUCUCUUCUAAAACAAUCACUAGUGAAUCCCACUGGGAAAGAUUUGUUUGUUUCUUUGUAUGCUUCCUGGUGCCAUUCGCCAAUGGCAAUAAUAAGUCUUUGCUUAUUAGCUCAGACAUACCAACAUGCAAGUUCUGUGAUCCUGUCUCUGGUGGAGGAAGAUAUAAAUGUGAAAUUCUUGGUCCAACUAGAUAAACUGGUUCGCUUGCUGGAGACUCCAAUCUUUGCUUAUCUUAGAUUGCAGCUUCUUGAACCAGGAAGGUAUAUAUGGUUGUUAAAAGUGUUGUAUGGUCUUCUGAUGUUGCUUCCUCAGCAAAGUGCUGCCUUCAAGAUACUACGGACUCGAUUGAAAACAGUGCCUCCAUCUUCCUUUAGCGGUGAGCAAAUGAAGCAAACAUCUUCAGGGAAUCCUUAUUCACAAAUUCUACAUCACAUGCCAAGUGGAUCACAAGUUAUAGAGGAUGGUGAUGUGAACCACGAUGCAAAUGUGCAUAAUGGAAUUAAUUUCGCCUCAAGGCUACAACAAUUUGAACAUAUGCAGCACCAGCACCGUAUGCAUUCAAAAUCAUCACAGGCUCAGUCUCGCAACAAUUCCACUUCAUAUUCAUCAUCAAAGUUUAUGUCUCAAUACUAAGUGAUGAUCUCUAAAAGGGUUUCUAAUGGAAGCACAGAUAAUAAAAGCUUCAUAGAUAAAAAUGUCGCUUCUGAUAUGGUUUAGCCAGGAAGAAAGGAGUUGGUAAUGUGUGGCCACUCCAUAUGGUUAGGAAAGGCACUAAGAUUUCCCAGAGUACUGUUAUAUAUGUUAUGUUAUGUUAUAUUCACGAGCACGUGCUUUAAAGCCUUGCAAUGCUAUUGAUGGUAUCACAUGGUUACUUGUGUGCAGGAGGUGCAAAGACCAGAAGAAGCACGGCGACCUAUGCCCACUUCAGAAAUGAAUAAACCUCCCUCAAGAUCAUCAAGAAGAGGCCCAGGACAGCUUCAGGUUUGAUUAUGUUGCUUCUUCUUGCCAAUGGUUGAGGUUAAUUAUAAAAUCAAUCUCAGCUUUUGCAAACCAUGGCACCUGGUAUAAUUUGUAAAAUUGUAUAUCGUAGUAGUUUGUUCUCUGUUAAAUUUGUGGAGGUCAGGGAUGGUGGGAAUUGGUUUUGAAUCUCAAGAUAAGCUUUGGGUAGUCGUCCUAAGCUAUUCUUUUCUCUUGUGAACGGAAUAUGCUCAUGUGGUUCUGUUUUUUUUGUUAUUGAAGACCAUAUGGGCUUAGAGGGAGAUAUUUAAUUUAGAAAAUGCAGUCUUUUUUUCUUUUCUUUUUUUACCCCUUGUUUCCUGUUCAUCUGUUACAACAAUCAUAUAAAAAUAAAGGAAUUGGCAAAUUUUUAUGAUCGCCAUCCUUUGAAAGAUAA
This is a messenger RNA of Vitis vinifera (wine grape), 3193 nucleotides long. RefSeq names its product protein VAC14 homolog. Gene Ontology annotation, biological process: positive regulation of kinase activity; phosphatidylinositol biosynthetic process. Gene Ontology annotation, cellular component: PAS complex; endosome membrane. The transcript is spliced from 20 exons. NCBI's taxonomy places the organism in Eukaryota, Viridiplantae, Streptophyta, Magnoliopsida, Vitales, Vitaceae. Bases 337 to 2433 code for a protein of 698 amino acids. The record is from RefSeq and is a predicted model, not a curated record.